Messenger RNA from Schistocerca gregaria, 8689 nucleotides. It is a transcript of the gene Hcf, whose product is annotated as host cell factor 2. Gene Ontology annotation, molecular function: protein binding; transcription coactivator activity. NCBI's taxonomy places the organism in Eukaryota, Metazoa, Arthropoda, Insecta, Orthoptera, Acrididae. The record is from RefSeq and is a predicted model, not a curated record. Gene Ontology annotation, biological process: chromatin remodeling; regulation of DNA-templated transcription. Gene Ontology annotation, cellular component: histone methyltransferase complex. Bases 66 to 4154 code for a protein of 1362 amino acids. The transcript has 17 exons.
AUAUCUGACGCUGAGAAAAGCGUCUGUAGCGGCCCCGAACUGUGCAUCUUACGGGAUAAUGUGUUAUGGCGGUUCCUAUCUUGAGGUGGCAACGAAUCACAAAUUCUGCAGGGCCUCAACCUCGGCCGCGGCAUGGUCACAGGGCAGUGGCGAUUAAAGAUUUGAUGGUGGUCUUCGGAGGAGGCAAUGAAGGCAUAGUAGAUGAGCUGCAUGUAUUCAAUACAGCUACAAACCAGUGGUUUGUACCAGCAACAAAAGGAGAAGUACCACCAGGAUGUGCAGCAUACGGGUUUGUUGUAGAUGGCACUCGAAUACUCGUCUUUGGGGGCAUGGUCGAAUAUGGAAAAUACAGCAAUGAACUGUAUGAAUUACAAGCUAGCAGAUGGGAGUGGCGGAGGUUACGACCCCGCCCUCCGCGGAAUGGACACCCACCGUGCCCCAGACUUGGACAUAGUUUCACUCUCACCAACAGUAAGGUCUUCCUGUUUGGAGGCUUGGCAAAUGAGAGUGAUGAUCCGAAAAACAACAUACCAAGGUAUCUGAAUGAUCUUUAUACUCUGGAUUUGAAGACUAGUACCACUGCUUGGGACAUUCCACAAACAAAGGGUACACCACCAUCUCCAAGAGAGUCUCACACAGCAGUGGCAUACACACAGAAAGCCACUGAAGUAACUCGUAUUGUCAUUUAUGGUGGAAUGAGUGGUUGUCGUCUAGGGGACCUUUGGUUUUUGGAUUGUGAUACUUUCUCAUGGACGAGACCUGUAUUGAGAGGAGUCCCGCCCUUACCACGUUCAUUGCAUACAGCGACUUUAAUAGGUGAAAGGAUGUUUAUAUUUGGAGGUUGGGUGCCACUAGUUGUUGACGAUGUGAAAGCAGCAACGUUGGAGAAAGAAUGGAAGUGCACAAAUUCAUUAGCAUCCUUAAACCUAGAAACUCUCACAUGGGAGCAACUUGUAAUAGACACAAGUGAGGAAUAUAUGCCUCGUGCUCGUGCAGGACACUGUUCUGCAGGAAUCCACACGAGGUUGUAUGUGUGGUCUGGUAGGGAUGGAUAUAGGAAGGCGUGGAACAACCAGGUAUGCUGCAAAGACCUGUGGUACCUGGAGGUUCUGCAUCCAAUGCAGCCUCAUAAAGUUCAGUUGGUUAGAGCCCAAACUGAAGAACUCGAACUAUGUUGGCCAGCAGUUCCCACUGCAGAAGCUUAUCGUAUACAGCUACAUAGAUAUGAAAUGCCACCAAAUUGGAGUAUGCCAUCAUAUCCCCCAGUACCGGUCAGGUCUCCACCACAACCUGUUCCUUCACCAACAAAGAGCCCUCCAUCUCAGGUUGAGAAAACAUCUCCACAAAAAGAUAAUACUUCAUGCAAAUCUGCUGCUAUUCUUAGCACCCCUGUAAUGUCCCCACCAUUGAACAUUCCACAGGAGAAAUCACUGAGUGCAGAACUGGAGGAUGCUGAUGCAGACUUGUUGUCCUUGCAGAAUAUUAUUGAACCUUUGCCAUCAACUAAAAUAACACCACCUGCAUUACCUACCUCCACAGUUCCAACAGCUGUUACUGGCAUAACGCCAGCAAAUCAAAUGAAACCUCAAGUCGGUGUUAUUGCCACUCCUACCACAAAAUCUUCCUUGGCUUCAAUGUUAGCAGGAAUUAAAUUGCCAUUGUCUUCCAGUAACAUGCCUGAUCUGGUACCUAACACCACUGCAGUGACUACACCUACUACCACAACUGUCUCUACUCUACCCACCCUGCCAGUGCUAACUUCCCCCAUUACCUCUCCCAAAAUGACUGUACUUACGACAGUGUCAUCACCCACAAGAAUUGCACCACAGCCACAGAAUGGUACAAGGGUUGCAACUGUUGCGUCACCAGCUCGCAGCAUUAUUCCUGUGGUUCAACAGUAUUCACCUGGAAUUAGAGCAUCUCCACAGGCGACGUUACUUAGAGGGGUUUCUCCAGCGCAAGGAAAGCAAAUAAUUUUACAGAAGUCAGCCAAUUCCACUGGAUCAAACCUAGUAACAUUUGUGAAAACAAGCCAAGGAGUCACUGUUGCGAUGCCAAAAACUUCGGUGGUGCAAGCAAAACCGGGAACAGCAGGUCAAGUAACAGCAAUUCAAACUGGGCAGAAAACAAUCCCAGCUGCUACAAUUGUAAAGCUUCUGAGUGGAAAUCAAGGCACAGGUGUUCAGAUACCACAAAUAAAGGGUGUGCCAUCAAACAUAAUGGUCACAAAAGCUCCAGGUCCUGGAGGAAAGCAAACAAUUGUUAUUACGAAACCAGGUUUGUCACCUGCUGGACCGACAGCAGUUGGUGUCCGACCUGCAACUGGACAACAGUUUAUUGUUGUUACGACAUCACCUGGGAUCCGCACCGUGCAGUCAGUUACAUCAUCGCAAGCGGGAAAUGCUACAGCUGGGGUCAUAUCACCUAAUGUAAAUUCACUCACAGCACCUAAUGCAGGAGCCAUGAAGAUGAUUGUCGUUUCAUCAGCUUCUGUGCCUGGAGGAAAUGUUGGCAAGCCAAUAACCAUAACAGUCCCAGGUGGUCAAGGAGGCAGACCAAAGACUGUUACUAUUGCAGCAAGACCUAGUGGUCAGGCAGUGAUAGGCUCUGUUCCUGCUACAGGGCAGAUUAUAAGCUCAGUUCAGCCCUCACAAACUCGCAUUGUGUCUACACAGCCUGCACUAACACUGGGUGCAAAACCAGUGACAAUGCAGCUAACUACAGCAGAUGGAGGACAGAAGAUGUUGACAUUACUGCCCAACAGUGGAACUACAAUGCCACUUGUAGCAGGAGCUGAGAAUAUGAGUUUAGGUAGCAGUUCAGCAGAGCUUGUGGCGGCCCUAGGUCAGACAGUCAGUACAUCUGCUGCUGCUACCCGCCAGCUACAGCCCACCUCGACAAUAGCUUCGAGUGAAGGACCUGCUACUACAGAUGCUGCACUGGCUGCUUUGGCCGCAGAAGCUGGACUCCUUGACCCACCUUUAGAAAACUUGUCACCAGCUUUUCUUCAAAAAGAACUUGAGGGUGACGGGAGUGAAAUGUCACCAAAUUUAACAGGUGAUGAGCUCCAGUUUCCAACCUCCCAAGACAACUACAGAAGUGAUGGUGUAAGAAUGAACAGUACAAACAGUGACAAAUUAGUUAUCGACGAAAAUCUGGACAGCGGAAGUACGACGGGUGCUGACAGUGAUAUUGCCAAAGCUGCUUCAGAACUGAUGCAACUUAGUAAUCCAGAAGUUUGUAGCUUGGCAGAUGAACUUAGAUCUAUUAAGGAAAGUCAUUCGUCUGGCCUCGGUGAAAGUGCAGAUUGCAGCCUAAAUGAUGUUUUACAAUCGUGUACUGAUGGAAAUUUACAUGCAGAAAUGUCAGGUCACUCUCCAAUAAGUGCAAUGAAGUUCCAAAGUGAGCCCUCCAUAGAAGACCCUACAAAGGGAACAGACAUUGAUAACAGUGCUAUUAGUGCAGCGCAAGGAGAAAGCAGUUUGGGAAACAAAUCUGGACUUACAGAAAACAGAGAUUCAGAAUUCAAUUUGCGUGAGACUGACAGCAGUGCAAGCUCUCUGCCACUGAUGAAGACAGGUGAAAUGGAGUCUGAUGCUCUGUCCACAUUAGCAUCUGCAGCACUGGGCUGCAAGCAGGCACCGACGAAUGGAGCGCCUGUUCAACCUGCGGAGCAGAAGGGCCCUGUGGUCACACAACUGCCAGGAGCACCAUCAGCUAUAAAAAUUUUAAAGGUAAAUGAUGGUGUUAAUCUGUCUUGGGACCCUCCACCAAAUGAAGUCAUUAUAGAGUAUUCUGUAUAUCUUGCAGUACGCAGUGCCACUUCUCAAGUACGGGGAGAAAAUAAAACUGUCUUGAGUACAUCCACCCAGUUAGCUUUUAUGAGAGUCUAUUGUGGACCUAACAGUAACUGCAGGAUAGAACCUCAUCAAAUUGCUGAAGCUCACAUUGAUAAAAACACAAAGCCUGCCAUUAUAUUCAGAAUAGCUGCUCGAAAUGAGAGGGGAUACGGACCAGCUACACAAGUGAGGUGGCUUCAAGAUACAACACCACAAACCAAACCAGCCAUUCUAAAACGACAGGCAGCAAUAAAACCAUCGACUGCCACAGCAGGUAAUCCAGCAAAAAGGAGAAAACCAGAAGACCAGUCUUGAAAAUGCCAUUUGUUUGGAGAGUUGUGGAACACUUGUGCAAAUAGCUCUAAGUCGAACCAGAAAUAAAUUCCAGAAACAAUUUGUGAUGGUAUCUAGACUCGUCAUUUCAGUUACAUCAUCUUAAUUUGUGUGAAGCUUGGUUGAUAAAUUCAAGCAUUCUGCAAAUUUGUGUUUUGUCCAAAGUUUCUGCAGCUGUCUUGAUUAUCUUUGUGGAAAUGUGUUAUUUCUUACACCAAGGAAGUACAGUAGUGUUACAAUCUUUCUCUGCACACUGGAGCAUAUAGAGCUUCAGCAUUUUGUAAAUAAUUUAUUAAUUUUGUGUCAAAGAAAUAUCUAUAUUCUUAUUAAAUGUUCAACAUAAAGCACUUUAUCUGAAUAUGAUAAAAUGUUUUAUUCCAAAGGUUAUAAAAUGCUGAAGUACAUUUUAAAUUGUAUUUGAAUUAAUAUUCAUGUAUGUCUAAUUGACCAAGAUGUGGACAUAUAUGUGUGUAGUAAAGGCUGAAUUAUUCAUGAACAACAUUUCUGCCCCUACAUUUAUUAAAGUGUUAAUUUAGACCUUUUGUGAGGCAUUGAAUUCAGUAUAUUGGAGAGCAGUGGGAAUCCUUACAGGAAUAUAUUCACCCACCUUCCAUCAUCUUGUAAUGCUGAUCUCUCUCUUGCCCCUAUAUAUUUUAUGUAGUGUCCCUAGAGGUGUCAGAAAAGUGUACAUGCAAAUAAACGUAAGAAUGCGGAAUAAUUUUGCUGUAAUGAUUUUGCAUAUAUGUAGAAACUGCUUUUAAUUUUAGUUUGUAACAAGAAUUUUACACAAACUAUACCAUCAUAAUUUUAAUAUGAACAUUUUCUUUGAUUAGAUGUUUGUAUGAGAAUAUUUGAAAACAAAAAAGCAGUACAAACUGAACUCGCUGCUGUUUUUAUGUUACUUGGCAAAGCCAAAUGUAGAAGAGGCAGUUAGAGGAUUUGUGCUUCAUCUCGACACAGUGUAGCCAUAUGGCUUGCUGUUAUUUGUAGUUUUGGCAUCACACAUGUUAAAAGAAAUGUUUACAGGAGCAGCACAAGGUGGAUGAAGAUUCUGUGGAAACAUGAUAUUUUUGUGUAAAGACGAAGUUUUCACUCGCGCUCAGCUGACCAAUUGCAAUUUUAUUUUAAGGUUUCCAGAGUAGAUAAAUCGUGAAAUGUAAAGAACAGAACAUGGGUAACAAACUGAACUGUUACAAUAGAACACAUUGGAAUUGAAACAAAAAGUGCAUUCACACAUUACUCAAUGAAUCAGUGCUAACAAAGCUGCAGUAUGCUGUACUAGCCAGAAUUCAAAUUUUAUGGCUUGUCCUGUAUAUUUGAUGCAUAAGUGAUAAAAUACAUGGCAACCAGCCCCACUUUAAUUGAAACACUCUCUCUCUCUCUCUCUCUCUCUCUCUCUCUCUCUCUCUCUCUCUCUCUCUCUCUCUCUCUCACACACACACACACACACACACACACACACACACACACACACACACACACACACACACACACACACACACACACACACAGAGAGAGAGAGAGAGAGAGAGAGAGAGAGAGAGAGAGAGAGAGAGAGAGAAAGUGCUUGAACUUAUUUUCAGCUAGUUUAUAAUAUGAAAGAAGGAAAGUGUUUAAUUAUUUAUAAAAAGUGCUCAUAUAUUUUUGUAGUGAUUCUGUACUCUCAUAGUUACAAAUGGUACAUAAAAUAUUACAUGAAAAAUUACAUUAAAAUCUGAGGUGAGCUUUAUCAUCUGUACUAACUGAAAGGAACGUAUUAUAUCAUGGCUUUAGACUUUGCACCCAAGUUGAUAGUGUCAUUUUUCGCAAUAUUUUAACAGUUUUUCCAUCUGUAUUUUUUACUGUGCUGAGGAAAGACCUCAAUUUUUGCUGUAAGGACUCCAAACUGUAAACUGGGAAAGCUGUGCACUGCCGUGAUUGUUUCUGAUGCUGACAGUAGUGUGUCAUUGAAAGUGUGCUCCCCUGGUGUUCUUUGUAUUAAAUUCAUACAAUUUCUGCACAUAUACCAAGCAAGACAGCACAGUGAUUAUGACACUGGACUUUGAAUCCCCCAUCCCCACACUCUGCUAAAAAAAUCAAAUACUUCUCUGGCCAUCCAGAUUAGGUUUUACAUGGUUUCCCUAAAUUGCCUAAGGUAACAGAAGGUUUUUGCUAGGACUUUAUUAAUUUUUGACCAAGUCUGAGCUUGUGUUCCAUACCUAAUUACCUCUUUCAUCAAAGGAAUGUUAAAUCCUUCCAAAAGAUCUAAACAUAUUGAAUGCCUUCAUUGGCAUAGUAAUCUCAAUUGUCUCUUUUAUUACACUGUCCUAAAAGUUCAGUGUUGGCACUAAGAUGCUAGUAUCAAGUUUAAUUAGCUGUUUGAAUCAGGUGUAAUACUUUUUGUCAUUAUAUCUUCCUGAUACAGUUUUAUAAUUUGUCAAACCUGCAUGUGGCACUUGUGUGAUAUGCAGUAUAAUUCAGAUAUUAAAGGCUUAGAUCAUAUUUAACAAAGCGUAACUGACCUGUUUUGUAAAAGAGUCCAAUAUAGUCAGGAAACCAAGUUUUUCAUUUAUUCUCUUCUUUUCAGGCCUCCAAAAACAGAGUAUGUUCUGUGUACCUUAUGACUGUAGGAUGUUGUAUGCUGAAUAGACUGUAAGACAUGUUAAAUGAAGAUGUGAACACAUGCAACAUCUCAGUAAAUUUGCUAUUGCUGAGAAUUGCCUCGCAUUUGAGUUGAAAUGAUCUCAGUAUUGUGGUGCAGGUUCUGUGCUUCUGGGACAUUGAAGUAAAGGAGACAAGCAAAAUUAUUGUUGGUUGUAUUGGAAAAUUUAAUUAAAGCCUGAAAUCCAGUACUCAUUGUGCUUGAAUCUUGUCAGAAAUCAUUUAAAUCCGAUUCAGAAAUGUGCCUGCAGCAGCUUCAGAACACUCUAGUCAGUGUUGGGAAACAAUUGCUGCAUAAAAUGCUGCACACAGUAUGUCCAAGUUAUAAUUUGGAGUUCAAGCAGCAAACAACAGCGAUAUUUAUGUCAGUGUAGAAAAUGAUUGCCCAGGAACUGCCUAUGGAAUAUCAUGAACAAUAGAGGAAACAGAUGGUCCAUUUCUAUUCUUCUAACUACUGUACCUGGCAGUCUUCCAGUGUUUGUGUAAUUGAAUAGAAGUUUACAGCAUCCACUUGAAUCUAUAGUAGAGUGUAUGAGGUGUCUGUCCUAGUCUCUUUUUUCAACACAGUGAUGAAGCUACUCUGGUUUUAUCUUCAGUUCAAGUUAGAUUAUGAUGAUGAUGAUGAUGAUGAUGAUCUUUAUCAAUAAAAAAUGAAGGUGUUAAAUGACACUGGGGCAUUGUAGACCAACCAUUAUAGUCCUUCACAAGCUAUUAAGUGGGAUGGGAAUUAAUUUUAUUCCAGAAAAAAGUGUGGAAACUGUGUUGUAGAACUAACAAUGCUUUUGUUGUAGUAGUGGAGAGGCAAAGCAUUAAAUGGACAAGGUAGAUAUGUGGGUGAGAUGUGGCAAGCUUCAGAAAAUACCAGACACCUCAGUGCAGUAUAUUGUGUAAACACCACAUGUAAGCUCUCUUACUGAUGCAUGCAAAGAAAUGCAGAGAUACAGUGGAUACAUAAUCCUUAUUGGUGUUCUACAUACACAUUCUGCAUUUGGUAAUCUAGUGUUUCUUCUGUCACCAUUGACUGAUUAUGCACAUCAGACCAACAGUUGCCAGAGCAUACUUAUUGCAAACCUGCAGUUUGAGUAUGUAAUUGUUCUGUAAUGGUAUCACAACAAUAAAAUAGUAAUAAGAAAAAAUUGUCCUGGCUGCUUUAAACGUAAUCACUCAGCAUGCCGUUCAGCAGAGUAACAGGGAUAAGAAAUUGAUGUCACCUUCAGGGUAAUGGGACUCCAUCAUCAUUUUUCCACACGGGACUUAAAUUACAUAAAUAGCAAUUAAGUAACGAAGUGCAAUACUUUGAAUAUGACUGAAAUUAGUAGUAUGACUAAGUUUUACUACAUCCAAGACUUCAUUUGGCUUUGACGAGUAAUACUUUAGAGAGAGUGUGGCUCUUGUUAUAGUCUCAUUGUGAGGCAGGAGAGGAAACAUUCUGUUUUUAAAAACAUUGACAACUACAAUGUUUAAUAAUGGCUGUUAAAGUAUUGUAAAGCUCGUAAGAUGUGUGUAAUAAGAAAAUAAGCCGUGCAUCUUUCUAGUGUGUUAGUGCUAGCUAGUGGCCCAAAUAAGAUGGCUGCAUGUGCAACAAUGUUUAAAUGGUGUUGUUGUGUGUCUAAAUCCUCCUCAUCACAGCACAAAGACUUUAGAUAUAUUUAUUUAAUAUUUGGUCCCUUUGUUGGUGCAUGUUCUAUGUACAUUUUUUGGUUACUGUGUAAUUUUGUUAACAUAUUUAUGAUUGUAUUGUGGUGUCAUUAUACUCACUGACUCUUCAGAGUCAAUUUGGACUGAAACUGAAGUAGUAUGCUGACACUGAGCCACAGAUUUUAAUGUAUAUGACAGAGAAGAACAUAUUGUAAUGUAUAUGACUCCUUAAAUAUUAA